ACCAAGUAAUUCAUUAAUUAAUUAUUGUUAUUUUCGACAUUCAUAUCUCCCCUGUUUUCUCGAGUAUAUAAGGAUACGAAGGCAGAGUAUGAGUAAUCAUCCAAUGCAUGCUCUGCUUUGAAAACAGAGGAAACAGAUUAGUCAUAUCACAACAUAAUUUUGAAAACCAGAGCCCUCAAUUUCCACUUCAAAUGGAUCUCUUUAACUUUCUCUCCCCGCAAAAUACAAAUUUCUCGCCGGAAUCCUCUUUUGGGUCAUCGGAUUCCUUCCGCUACGGCCAAUCUUUCGAUUUCAAUUCACUCCCUUUCAAUGAAAACGACUCCGAAGAAAUGCUUCUAUUCGGGCUAAUUGCAGAGGGAAGCCAAGAAACAACAUCAAAAACUACUUCUUCUUCUUCUUCGUUCUCUUCACAUAUUUUGAAGGAAGAGGAGCUCGAUCCAAUCUUUGAAGAAAGACCCAAGAAGGAGAAGACCUACAGAGGCGUCCGGAGGAGGCCGUGGGGGAAAUUCGCGGCGGAGAUAAGGGAUUCCACUAGAAAUGGCGUUAGAGUAUGGUUAGGCACAUUUGAUACUGCAGAAGCAGCUGCUUUGGCUUAUGAUCAAGCAGCUUUUUCAAUGAGGGGCUCAUCUGCAACACUCAAUUUUCCAGUUGAGAAGGUUAAGGAGUCAUUGAAGGACAUGAACUACAGUGGAGAGGAUGAUGGGUGCUCCCCAGUUAUGGCUUUGAAGAGGAAACACUCAAUGGGGAGGAAAAUUAUGGGGAGGAGUAAGAAACAGAGAGAGGUGAGGAUAGACAAUGUGGUGGUGUUGGAAGAUUUAGGUGCUGAUUACUUGGAAGAGCUGUUGAAUUCAUCUGGAAGUGCUGGGCCUUUGUGAAAAAAAGAAAAAAAAAAGCAAUUUGUUUUUUUUACUUUGGGCUAUUACUUUUCUUCUUUUUCAUUUUUACCCCUAUCUUUUACUUUCCCCUUUUUAUUGAUGAUGUAUCUCUAUUUUUUUUCUUGUAACAUAUAUUAGUUGAUAUGAGGGUGGACAAGCCGCGAAAAGUAAGAAUCACUGGAGUGGUCCUUGCAGAUAUUCGAUCUGUUUAUUAGUGUAGGGUGCGCACAAUUUUUUAAAGCUGGCAAACAUAUCAUACGUCUACAAAUAACACUGCAGGGAAACUACAAUGACAUCUAUUUCAAAUCCGACGAAAGUAUAAAGGAUUUGUAGGAUUUAUCUUGUUGGGCUCUAUUGUAAUUCAUUGGCCUAUAUACUCAUUUCAUUAAAAUAACUUUUGUUUUCUUAAAGCCAAGAAUGUUGUUUAGCCAAU
Molecule: messenger RNA, 1308 nt
Organism: Tripterygium wilfordii
Lineage: Eukaryota; Viridiplantae; Streptophyta; Magnoliopsida; Celastrales; Celastraceae
Product: ethylene-response factor C3-like
Exons: 1
Coding region: 108-875 (255 amino acids)
Biological process (GO): regulation of DNA-templated transcription; ethylene-activated signaling pathway
Molecular function (GO): DNA-binding transcription factor activity; DNA binding
Source: RefSeq, a predicted model, not a curated record